Messenger RNA from Prorocentrum cordatum, 508 nucleotides. The record is from the annotation of a GenBank genome assembly. NCBI's taxonomy places the organism in Eukaryota, Dinophyceae, Prorocentrales, Prorocentraceae.
AUGGGAGACCCCUUCGGCGAGGAGGUCGCGGGGCAGCCUCCGCUCCAGCGGGCGCGCGUGGGUGACAUCAUGGACCUCGAUGGUGACGCCAGACGGGCCCCUGCCCCAGGGACCCCAGGUGGAGGAGUGACUCUCGACCCGACUUUCGGUCUCGGUCGCGAGGCAGCUGCGAUGGUCAAUUCGAUCAAGGCGGCCCUGAAUCCAGAUUUCAGCAACAUCACACGAGAUGUCGAGAACGUACGCACCCAGCUGACGAACAUGAGUCUGGAGGUGGACCUGAUGACCACAAGAAUGGACUCGUUCUCUUCCCGCGUCGACAAGACCGGUCAGAAUGUGCAGGACCUCCUGAAAAGGACAGCCGUCCUGGACAGGGACAUCUACACACUGGAACCGCUCGCCUCGCUCGGAAAGAUAAAGUUCAGAUCCUCCCGGAACAUGUGGACCUUCCCGAAGCCCUUCAAAGGCCACAAGUUCCAGUUCCAGGGCAAAAACCUCUUUCAUCCGAUAG